Molecule: messenger RNA, 1793 nt
Organism: Uranotaenia lowii
Lineage: Eukaryota; Metazoa; Arthropoda; Insecta; Diptera; Culicidae
Exons: 2
Coding region: 38-1372 (444 amino acids)
Source: RefSeq, a predicted model, not a curated record
UCUCAUUCGCGAAACACUGAUCGGACACAGAUUAAAGAUGUUGAGUUUUCAGUUCUUUUGCUCGCUCCUAGCAGUUUUUGUCAUGGUAUUUGGUUCCAAAGGUCGAGCCUCCGACGCAGAUCUAGCAUUGUCCGCGCAACUGUUCCAGGUUAUCGAGUUCUACAAACAGGCUGAUCCGGUAGGGCUUCCGCUGGGAUCGAUUCCCGAUCCGAUGUCUAUAGCAAGGAUUCAAAAAACGUUCGGCCUGGAUACCAUUGAGCUGGAAGGAGUUCGUGCUCAUGGCCUAUCGAAGUUACGGAUCAAACUCUUCAAGGCAGAGCUAAACUCGAUGACAGUCCGAGUUGAAGUUCAAAUGGGCGAGAUGUUGAUUGAUGGAAACUACACGUUGAGUGCGUUUGUGUCUGGAUCGAGUGGUCCGUUCAAGGUUAUCCUAAGUGAUAUAACUUCGGUUGGAAAUGUGACUCUGGCCAUCGAUCGGGAAGGUGCUUUACAAACGAAGGAUGUAGAUUUUGACUUCAAAUUCAGUGAUAUGACAGUGGAUUUCGAAAAUCUGGGAUUCAUGGGAAGAUUGUUUCAGCGGGUGGUCAAUGCUGCUUCCGAUAUAAUUAUCGAGUCAAUCAAACCAUACAUGCUGAGGGAAGUCCACGCAAAGAUCCAAUCGGAAAUAGAUGGUCGAAUUGCACUGAUCAGCGAAACUAAGGGGAUAGUUUUUCCGAAUUCAAUUUCGCCACUGGACAUGUUCAUUGGAGAAGCAAGAAUAUUGCUCAGAAAGAACCGAUUGGAUCCAUUUUUGGUACCGGAUUAUAACAAUUCUUUAAGUUUGGUGCAGGUUAGGUUAUCAAACACGUGGCUACGGGGCCUGACCAGUUUCUAUCGGGUGGGUGACGUUUCCGUUGCUGUCUCCAACCACAGUGCAACGAUUGGAUUGGAAGUAUCCACUGGACGAUUGGAGGGAUCAGCUCAGUGGGAAAUUUCCUUGAUGACCGGCUUCCUGUCCAGAGCUGGAAUCUUUCAAUUCACCAUCGAUUACUUCCGGACUGCAAUUGAGGUCCAACAACCGCUCGAUCUUCGCCAGACUCCAGUUCUGAACGAUCUUCAGUUGGACAUGGGAAACGUUCAGAUCUACAGUCACGGAGCCGGUUCCUUGGACUAUUUGCUGGAGGCAGCCGGUAAUAUUCUACCGAAUUUGAUCCGGUCCCAAGUAAUGGACGCUAUCGAGAUUCCCCUCAGGGGUCGCAUCCGUGAAAAGCUGAGCUGUAUGAACGUGGAACAGUUUGUGAAGGAUCAUGUGGCCCGGUUUGAACGACAAGGAACGGCUAUGGCGAUAGACUGGAGGUUGUGUGAAAGGAAGAUUCCUGAUGUGGUGUUGUGAAUUUAUUUCAAAAAAAAAAACAAAGCUAAAAUUUUCUAUAAUUUAGAUAUUUUUCUAUAAAUUUAGCAGGACGAUAAUUUUUGGAUUCAAAAACAUGUUUGUAUUCAUUUUCAGCUUAAAAUUGAUUUUAUGAAAUGAAUUUUUAGAAGAACUUAUUGUCAAUUGCAUGAAUUUUUAGACUAUUGAGAGAAUCUGAUUUGACAGAUAACAAUUCCGCACUCACUAACACCAUCACAUUCUUUAUAUAAACUAUCAUGUGCUAAAAGUUGAAAAGGGAUUAUAUGAAAAAAGGACCAACAUCAGAGUUCAGUUAAUCAAAUUAUUUCUACCAAAAAAUCAACUUUCAUACGCACCGUUGCCGUCUUCAACAAACUGCGCAGAUUGCACCUAUUUAGACCCCCGUGCAAAUAAUUUGCGCGCA